Nothoprocta perdicaria is the source of this 1487-nucleotide messenger RNA. It is a transcript of the gene PGRMC1, whose product is annotated as progesterone receptor membrane component 1. NCBI's taxonomy places the organism in Eukaryota, Metazoa, Chordata, Aves, Tinamiformes, Tinamidae. Bases 13 to 597 code for a protein of 194 amino acids. The record is from RefSeq and is a predicted model, not a curated record. Gene Ontology annotation, cellular component: membrane; endomembrane system. The transcript is spliced from 3 exons.
GCAGCCGAGCCCAUGGCCCACGAGGAGGCGGCGGCGGCCGGCGAGGAGGUGGCCACGGCGGAGGGCGGCGGCGGCGGGCUGCUGCUGGAGAUCGUGGGCUCGCCGCUCAACCUGAGCCUGCUGGGGCUCUGCCUCUUCCUGCUCUACCAGAUCGUGCGCGGCGAGCGGCCCGCGGCGCCCGCGGGCGAUGCGGAGCCGCCGCCGCCGCCCAAGAUGCGGCGCCGCGACUUCACGCUGGCGCAGCUGCGGCCCUACGACGGCGUGCGCGAGCCGCGCAUCCUCAUGGCCGUUAACGGCAAGGUCUUCGACGUCACCCGCGCCCGGAAGUUCUACGGGCCCGAGGGCCCGUAUGGGAUUUUUGCUGGAAGAGAUGCAUCCCGAGGCCUUGCCACUUUCUGCCUGGAUAAGGAGGCUCUGAGGGAUGACUACGAUGACCUCUCCGAUCUYAAUGCUACGCAGCAAGAGACCCUGAGGGACUGGGAAUCACAAUUCACUUUUAAGUAUCACCAUGUUGGUAAACUGCUGAAGGAGGGUGAGGAACCUACUGUAUACUCUGAUGAAGAAGAAAAAAAUACUSAAGAUGGAAAGAAAGAGUAGAGAAUGUAGUGAGGAACAAUCCACUUUUGUAUCUUAAAGGAUCAUUUUUAACAUUCCACUUCUAUUUUACAAGUUCUAACUGCAAGAAUGAGUACAAAAGGUCCAGGUCCAAUAAUUGCAUUUAUUUUCAAAGGUUUCCCUUUCAAAUUCAGUCAUAAACUGGUCAAGAUGAAAUGUCUGUCUUCCUUUAACCCUGUAUAAUCUGAAGUAUGCACAAAAAUUGUUUGUGCAAAAGUAAACUGCAAUUUUUGCAUUAAAGGACUAUCACUGUUUUCCUUUUGCCACUAUUUAGUGCAGGUAGGUUGAAAUCCAAAGUUUUUCAUUAGCAACCUAGCACUGCAGCCACAAGCACAAGAGCAACUUCACAUAUGUAAUCCAAAUCUCACUAAAUUUGAUUUAGUAUUAGCUUUCACAGGAUCUGGGCAUUGRGUUCUAAGUCUAAUUUCCUUAGAAAAUGAACUCUAUUUUUUUUUGUCCAUGAGGCAUCAUGCUCACUUAUGGUGCAGUAUAAUUCAGUAUAAUGUUAGAUAAUUUGACUUUUUAAGGAGUUAAAAAGAGGCUUACAGAUGAAACACUAACUGCUUUUUAAAAAGUUAGUAAUUUUUGAGAGCUUAAAUCACUUGGAGACUUACAGAAUUAGUAAUGACUGUUGAAUACUUGAUGUAUUCAGUCAUGCAGCUGAAUUAACAUUCUUUGCUUACUUUUAAAGCACAUCUAAAGUGUUACAAAGGUUUAGACAUUGAGUGUAACUUAACUGGGCAUCCCCCCAGAAAAGGGACAUGUGAAAUGUGACUCAGCAGGAUGACUUUACAUUCACGUUUACUCUUAGGAAAACUCUUUGUGAAUUUGAACAAAAUGAAAUUAAACAGUGAAAAUCAUUUGCUACUGAU